Molecule: messenger RNA, 1119 nt
Organism: Truncatella angustata
Lineage: Eukaryota; Fungi; Ascomycota; Sordariomycetes; Amphisphaeriales; Sporocadaceae
Product: 40 kDa peptidyl-prolyl cis-trans isomerase
Exons: 2
Coding region: 1-1119 (372 amino acids)
Biological process (GO): protein peptidyl-prolyl isomerization; protein folding
Cellular component (GO): intracellular membrane-bounded organelle
Molecular function (GO): peptidyl-prolyl cis-trans isomerase activity; protein binding
Source: RefSeq, a predicted model, not a curated record
AUGGCGUCCGAAGGUUCCAAGCGCAGCAAGGUCUUCUUCGACAUCAAGAUCGGCAACAAGGCCGCUGGUCGUGUCACCUUCGAGCUCUACGAUGACAUUGUCCCCAAGACGGCUGACAACUUCCGCUCCCUCUGCACCGGCGAGAAGGGCCUGGGCAAGAGCGGCAAGCCCCUGCACUACAAGGGCAGCAUGUUCCACCGUGUCAUCAAGCAGUUCAUGAUUCAGGGCGGUGACUUCACCGAGGGUAACGGCACUGGUGGCGAGAGCAUCUACGGCGAGAAGUUCGACGACGAGAACUUUGAGAAGAAGCACGACCGCCCCUUCCUACUGAGCAUGGCCAAUGCUGGACCUGGUACCAAUGGCUCCCAAUUCUUCGUCACCACCGUCGCAACCCCCCAUCUCGACGGAAAGCACGUCGUAUUCGGCGAAGUCCGCAGUGGAAAGUCCAUCAUCCGCCAGAUCGAGAACUUGCCCACCUCCGGCGGCGACAAGCCGACGCGCGACUGCGUCAUCGAGGACUGCGGUGAGCUCACGGGCACCGCAGCCGAGGCUCUGGCCGGUGACCAAAAGGCUGCCGAUGCUCUCGGCGACGCCUACGAGGACUUCCCCGAGGACUCCGAUGAGCAGCUGGAUGCCCAGAAGGUCCUCAAGAUUGCCUCGGACUGCAAGGAGUUCGGAAACAAGGCAUUCAAGGGCGGCGACGCUGCCGUCGCUCUGGACAAGUACCAGAAGGGUCUGCGGUACCUGAACGAGGACCCAGACCUGAAGGAGGAGAGCGACGAUACCAAGACCAAGAUCGACCAGCUCCGCUUCGUGCUCAACAACAACUCCGCCAUGAUGAACCUCAAGCUCGAGUCGUGGGAAGAUGCCGAGCGCGCUGCCACCAGCGCCCUUGCCGUCAAGGGCAUCACAGAUGCUGAGAAGGGUAAGGCGUACUUCCGAAAGGGCCAGGCUCUCGUCAAACUGAAGGACGAAGACGGUGCCAUCAAGGCAUUCGAGGAGGCCAAGAAUGUCGUGCCCGGCGACGCCGCCAUCGCCCGCGAGCUGGAGGCCGUGAAGAAGGCCACCGCCGCUCGUCUGGCCAAGGAGAAGUCUCAGUACAAGAAGUUCUUUGCUUAG